Messenger RNA from Rhagoletis zephyria (snowberry fruit fly), 1527 nucleotides. The record is from RefSeq and is a predicted model, not a curated record. NCBI's taxonomy places the organism in Eukaryota, Metazoa, Arthropoda, Insecta, Diptera, Tephritidae.
ACUGCAUCUUCACAGGAAUCAAAGUUGAAGCAACAACUGAAACUCAAACUAGAGAUGGCCAAGUUUUUGCAAACUACUCUUGAUGAAAUGAGCUUGCAAGCCAAGGGAGAGUCACACUCUAACCGGGCCAAGGAGUUUGCUCAGUUUUUCGAUAACGUCAGAAAAUCGGGCGAACAGGCAUCGAAUGAAAACAUUCUCAAGUUUUCAAAGUUGUUUGAAGAUGAAAUUACUCUAGAUUCUCUGACGCGACCUCAACUUUUAGCUUUAUGCCGCCUCUUGGAACUGCAACCAAUUGGCCCAAACAACUUUUUACGGUUUCAACUUCGCAUGAAGCUGCGAAGUUUGAAUGCUGACGAUCGGAUGAUUUCCAAGGAAGGCGUCGACAGUCUGACUGUUCCCGAGCUGCAACAAGCAUGCCGUGCUCGAGGUAUGCGGGCGCUCGGUAUUCCUGAGGAUCGACUCCGCUACCAGCUGGCACAGUGGCUCGAGUUGAGUUUAAACGAGAAAAUACCUCCCUCCCUACUCCUCCUGACCAGAGUUCUCUACCUCCCUGAGAGCAUCCCACAUGCUGAUCAGCUCAAGGCGACCAUUCAAGCACUUCCCAAAGAAGUUGGAACUGAAACUCGCUACAAAAUUGGUGAAACGGAGGGCAAAAUUGACAAUCGCACAAAGAUUGAGUUGAUCAAGCAGGAAGAGGCUGCCAUUAGGCGCGAAAAUGAAGAGGAACAACGUCUCAAGGAGAUGGAUAAAGCAACCACAACGGCCGCAGCUGAUGCCGAACUACUGAAAGCUACGCCUAUUCUCGUGGACAAAGCUAAGGAUUUAUCCAAAGAGGAGAUUAAGGAGCCCGUUCUCUCAAAGGAGGAUAUUGUUUCAAUUGAAGAUGCUAUUGACAAUAUUUCCAAAGAGAAGAAGAUGCUCAUUAUGGAGAAGGAGGAACUGGAUGACAUCAAGGAGGAGCUUCAAGAUUACAAGGAAGAUUUGACCGAGUUCAAGGAGAUUUCAAAACAAACUGGGGAGGUCAAUCGACUCAAGGAGAGCAAGGCCGCCAAGCGAUUGCGGAAUAAGGUCGACGGAAUGGUCAACAAAAUGGAUAAAAUAUUUAACUCUCUUGAAACAAAGAAGGAAGACUUGCAAUCUCAAAUCAAUCAACUAGAGAAGGAAGGCAAAGACAUGUCUCAAGUGAAAGGAGACGUCGUCGACAUUAACGAGCUUCUCGAAGCCAUGCGCAAAAUUCAAAAGGCUAGCGAUGAUAGCAAGCUGUCGCGAAUCAUUGAAGUGUUGGACACGAUGGACAUUGACCACGACGGUCAAAUUGAGGUGGAUCACGUUUUCAAAGUAAUUGAAUUGCUGGGACGAGAAAAUGUCCAAGUGACACCGAAUCAAAUUAAAGACAUCAUCAACUUGCUGAUUCAGGAGGAGAAGCUAAACAAUGAAGAGAAGGAGAAGAAGCAACAGUCGGCGGUCAGUUUGGCCGGUCAGGAGGCCGCCAAGCAGUCUCAGGCGCCAGACCAAACAAAGCCCUAA